AUGUCUCGGCGAAAGCAGCGGAAACCCCAACAGUUAAUCUCGGACUGCGAAGGUCCCAGCGCGUCUGAGAACGGUGAUGCUAGCGAGGAGGACCACCCCCAAGUCUGUGCCAAGUGCUGCGCACAAUUCACUGACUCAACCGAAUUCCUCGCCCACCAGAAUGCAUGUUCUACUGACCCCCCUGUAAUGGUGAUAAUUGGGGGCCAGGAGAACCCCAACAACUCUUCGACCUCUUCUGAAUCCCGGGCGGAGGGCCAAAAUAGUUCCCAGGUCAUGGAGGCAGAGCACAGCGACCCUCCGGAUUCUGGGUCUUCAGUGCCCACAGAUCCCUCCUGGGGCCCAGAGCGGAGAGUAGAGGAGUCUGCGGGGCACUUCCUGGUCGCUGCCACAGGUACAGCAGCUGGGGGAGGCGGGGGCCUGAUCUUGGCGAGUCCCAAGCUGGGCGCAACCCCAUUACCUCCAGAAUCUGCCCCUGCACCCCCCCCUCCUCCUCCUCCACCUCCACCCCCAGGGGUAGGCAGCGGCCACUUGAACAUCCCUCUGAUCUUGGAAGAGCUCCGGGUGCUGCAGCAGCGCCAGAUCCACCAGAUGCAGAUGACUGAGCAAAUCUGCCGCCAGGUGCUGCUGCUUGGCUCCUUAGGCCAGACAGUGGGAACCCCUGCCAGUCCCUCAGAGUUACCUGGGACGGGGACUGCGUCCUCCACCAAGCCCCUGCUUCCCCUCUUCAGCCCCAUCAAGCCCGUCCAAACCAGCAAGACGCUGGCACCUUCCUCCUCUUCUUCAUCCUCCUCGGGGGCAGAAACGCCCAAGCAGGCUUUCUUUCAUCUUUACCAUCCGCUGGGGUCACAGCACCCUUUUUCUGCCGGAGGGGUUGGGCGAAGCCACAAACCAACCCCUGCCCCCUCCCCAGCCCUGCCUGGCAGCACAGAUCAGCUGAUGGCCUCCCCUCAUCUGGCAUUCCCAGGCACCACGGGACUAUUGGCAGCACAGUGUCUUGGGGCAGCUCGAGGCCUUGAGGCUACUGCCUCCCCAGGGCUCCUGAAGCCAAAGAAUGGAAGUGGCGAGCUGGGCUACGGGGAAGUGAUGGGUCCCUUGGAGAAGCCCGGUGGACGGCACAAGUGCCGCUUCUGUGCCAAAGUAUUUGGCAGUGACAGUGCCCUGCAGAUCCAUCUGCGUUCCCACACAGGUGAGAGGCCCUAUAAGUGUAAUGUCUGUGGCAACCGCUUUACCACCCGCGGCAACCUCAAAGUGCAUUUUCACCGGCAUCGCGAGAAGUACCCGCACGUGCAGAUGAACCCUCACCCGGUGCCCGAGCACCUAGACUACGUCAUCACCAGCAGCGGCCUGCCCUACGGUAUGUCCGUGCCGCCAGAGAAGGCCGAGGAGGAGGUGGCCAUGCCCGGUGGAGGUGUGGAACGCAAGCCUCUGGUGGCCUCCACCACAGCACUUAGUGCCACGGAGAGCCUGACGCUGCUCUCCACCGGUGCAGGCACAGCCACGGCUCCUGCGCUGCCUGCUUUCAAUAAGUUUGUGCUCAUGAAAGCAGUAGAGCCAAAGAGUAAAGCUGAUGAAAACACCCCUCCGGGGAGUGAGGGCUCAGCCAUCACCGGGGUGGCAGAAAGUGGCACCGCAACCCGAAUGCAGCUGAGUAAGCUGGUGACUUCGCUUCCCAGCUGGGCACUGCUUACCAACCACUUUAAGUCCACAGGUAGCUUCCCCUUCCCCUAUGUGCUGGAGCCCUUGGGGGCCUCACCCUCCGAGACCUCAAAGCUGCAGCAACUGGUAGAAAAGAUUGACCGGCAAGGAGCUGUGGCAGUGGCCUCUACUGCCUCGGGAGCCCCCACCACCUCGGCGCCUGCAACCUCGUCCCCCGCCUCGUCGGGACCUAACCAGUGUGUCAUCUGCCUCCGGGUGCUGAGCUGUCCUCGCGCACUGCGCCUGCAUUAUGGCCAACAUGGAGGUGAGCGGCCCUUCAAAUGCAAAGUGUGUGGCAGAGCUUUCUCUACCCGGGGCAACCUGCGUGCACAUUUCGUGGGCCACAAGGCCAGCCCAGCCGCCCGGGCCCAGAACUCCUGCCCCAUCUGCCAGAAGAAGUUCACCAACGCUGUUACUCUGCAGCAGCAUGUUCGGAUGCACCUGGGGGGCCAGAUCCCCAAUGGUGGUACCACUCUCUCUGAAGGCGGGGGAGCUGCCCAGGAAAAUGGCGCUGAGCAACCCACAGUCUCGGGGCCGGGGAGCUUCCCCCAGCAGCCGUCCCAGCAGCCGUCCCCGGAAGAGGAGUUGUCUGAAGAGGAGGAGGAGGACGAGGAAGAGGAGGAAGAUGUGACUGAUGAAGAUUCCCUGGCAGGGAGAGGCUCAGAGAGUGGAGGCGAGAAGGCAAUAUCCGUGCGAGGUGACUCAGAAGAGGCCUCAGGGGCAGAGGAGGAAGUGGGGACCGUGGGGACCGCGGCGGCGGCGGCGGCGGCGGCGGCGGCCACCGCGGGGAAGGAGAUGGAAAGCAAUGAGAAAGUGAUUCAACAGCCUUCCCUGCUGCCGCCGCCGCCACCACCACCCGACAGCCUGGAUCAAACACAGCCCAUGGAGCAGGGAGGCGGUGAUGUUGCCGGAGGCAUGGAAGAGGGGGCCAGAGCGGAGAGGAGCUCGAGCCCAACGGCAGCACUCAGCCGGGAAGGGGAAGGCAGCGGCAGUGCCUCGGUGGAGCUGAGCAUGCAGGAGGCCAUGAGAAAGGAGCCGGGCGAGAGCAGUAGCAGAAAGGCCUGCGAGGUGUGUGGUCAGACCUUUGUCACGCAGGCAGCCCUGGAGGAGCAUCAGAAGACCCACCCCAAGGAGGGGCCGCUCUUCACUUGUGUUUUCUGCAGGCAGAGCUUUCUCGAGCGGGCUAUCCUCAAGAAGCAUAUGCUGCUGGCUCACCACCAGGUACAACCCUUUGCCCCCCACGGCCCUCAGAAUAUUGCUGCUCUUUCCUUGGUCCCAGGCUGCUCACCUUCCAUCACUUCCCCGGGGCUCUCCCCCUUUCCCCGAAAAGAUGACCCCACGAUCCCAUGA
Messenger RNA from Odobenus rosmarus divergens (Pacific walrus), 3045 nucleotides. RefSeq names its product sal-like 2 (Drosophila) (gene SALL2). Gene Ontology annotation, biological process: regulation of transcription by RNA polymerase II. Lineage: Eukaryota; Metazoa; Chordata; Mammalia; Carnivora; Odobenidae. Bases 1 to 3045 code for a protein of 1014 amino acids. Gene Ontology annotation, molecular function: RNA polymerase II cis-regulatory region sequence-specific DNA binding; DNA-binding transcription factor activity, RNA polymerase II-specific. The record is from RefSeq and is a predicted model, not a curated record. Gene Ontology annotation, cellular component: nucleus. The transcript has 2 exons.